GGAAGUUACAAUGUCGCGAGCGGCGGGGAUCCUGGCGCGGGCGUAGAGGGGGGGAUAUCCGCUGGCCGAAGCGCGGCGUGGGGCGGGGGGAGCGCGCCGAGGUUCCUUCUGCUCUGGCGGAGCAGCGGGGGCUGCCCUCAUUUUUCUCCUCAGUGGAAAGAGGGCGGCGGCGGCGGCGGGGAAGGUGCAUGCGCGUGGCUGGCUGAGAGAGGAAGAAAUAAGGCAGCCAGCGAGCUAUGGCGUCUCUGAAGAGAGGCGACUUGAGCGAGGAGGAAAAGGAGUUGCUGGGAGUGAUUGGGAAAGGUAAGGCGGACAAGGGAAGUCUGGCUCCAGGCCAAGCCGAGAGGCGGAGUGACGCGUGUCGGCUGCAUUUGAGUCUAUGCGACCGGGCCUUGCGCGUCGGGCCCGUGCUAAUGCGCAAGGAGGUUGCUUCUGGAAGGGGCUUUCCCCCUAGGUUUUUGCUUCCUCGCCGCCUCUCCUGUGCUUUGACUGGGCGCUGCUCCCUGCGACUGUUGCACGCCGCCUGCUUUUUUCUCAGAUCGUGCAUAUUUUCAUGCAAAAUAAGCAAUAAUAAUAAUAAUAAAAGUCUUCUGAAGACUUGCAAUGAGAAAUUUUCUCGCUUUCUAUAUUUAUUUAACUUUUGAGUCAUUCUGUAAUGAGUGUAGUUAGAAUUGGGAAACGUAUAAAUGGCAAUGAUAUAAAGGUUAAUUCUGAAAGCCAUGAGGUGGGAGGGAAGGAAGUCGAUAGGCUCUAAGAGCCAGGGCAGGAUAGUGGAUAAAGAUGAUGGGAAUGUUGUAUACUGUAAUAUUAAAUGGAAUAUAUAAUAUAUAUAUAUAUAUAUAUAAUUUAUCUAUACCCCACCCAUCUGGCUGGGUUUCUCCAGCCACUCUGGGUGGCUUCCAAAAGAACACUGAAAACAUGAUAAAUGAUGAAACGUUUAAAAACUUCCCUAAACAGGGCUUCAGUAAUGAGACAAGGCACUCUGUUUCUUUUUAUCCCAUUUACCCCUUCUUCCAAGGAGUUCAUAUGAUUCAACAUGUUUCUUUCUUCUGAUCUCACCCUCCCCCCUCCCCACCCCGUUUUAUUUUCACAACCAACCUGCAAGGUAGGGCUAGGGAGACGAACUGGGCCGAGGUGCAAACCUGAAUAAAAUAUUGGAGGGUCCAGGUAAGCUCCACAUGAUCAGUCAUAAGACAUGGCAUGCACACAACAUUUGAAUGGCAAUGCCCAUGGGGGGGCAGCCUCCUCAAAUGUUUUAUUGGGGGGGGCAAAGGGACUUUGGCCCUUACGAGUUGGCUCCUAUGGCCUGGGUCAAGGUCAUCCGGUGAGUCUCAUGUCUGAGUAAAUAUUUGAAUGAGCUCUACCUACAUACCACACAUUUCUAGCACACACCUACCCAAGAAUCUUGUGAACUGGAGUUUACGGGUAUUGGAAAUUAUAACUUGGGGGGGGUGCUUUAAAUUCACAGUGUGUACUCAAUAGUUGCAUUCAAGGAAAGUCUCGCUGUGGAUUGCAGAGAGGCGUAAGGCAGACUGCAGUGACCCGUGUAAAAAUCAACACUUUGCUAGCUGUCAUAUGAUUCCAGAGGUAUGGCAGACCUUGUCAGCGGCUGCUCCUAAGCAGCACUUUUGUUGCAGCAGCAACAGCAGGACAUGGAAAGUUUCCCUUCCUUUGCUGGAAUACAUGCUUCUUCUAUAAAAGAGUGUUAAAUGGCGGAUGGAGGAAAUAUGCCUUUCAGAUUACCCCCUUAUUUCGGAGGUGGUUGUUUUGUUUACUAAUGGGUGAGGUGUUGGCACCAAAACUUUCGAGUUGUUGGCAGGUUGUUGUUUCCUUUGGAUGUAAUCUUUGUAUUGUAAAGGUCAUGUGGCUUCAGAGCCCGUUAUCAUAACUAACUUAGCGUGAGAGCCACCACUCAUGCCACCUGCAAGUUGCUGGUAUUGGGGAUGGAGGCAGCCACAUGAUGCACACAAAACUGCAUGUGCUAGACUUAGUUGAAUGCUACUUUAUUCAGUCAUAGUGCUUUAUCUAUUCAUGGAAAUAAUGCCUUGCCUUUUUGCAAUGCUUCUUGAAUGUCAGCUGCUGGGAAUCACUAGCAGGGGAACAAUGUAAUGUGUUCUUUUCUACGUACGGAAGUAGCUACUGAGAUUCUUUACACACAGCGCUAGUCAAACUGUGGCUUAGCAUGGAAAAGAGGGUUCCCAGAGCAGAGAUUUCAGCCAUUGCAUUUUGCAAACUGCAACCAUGUUUUGUUUUUGGUUUCACAAGUCAUGGUUUGUCUGGAGUGGGACAAACCACAAACCCAUGGUUGGAUGGCAUACUAAACUAAAUCAUGGCUUAGCUCAUGGCAGCAGGGCAGCAGCAGGACCAGAGGACAAGCAAAGUAGCACCAUCGUCAUCAUCAUCAUCAUCAUCAUCAUUAUUAUAAAUUUCCAUUCUACCCUUCAUCUGAGGCUCACAGGAUGGUUUACUAUAAACACAUAAAUACCUAACAUAGUAAACAAACAAAAACAUUACACCCUAAUAACCUCUCCAAGAACCCACACAUUUACACUAAGCCAGGCAUAGGCAAACUCUGCCCUCCAGAUGUUUUGGGACUACAUUUCCCAUCAUCACUGAGCACUGGUCCUGUUAGCUAGGGAUCAUGAGAGUUGUAGUCCCAAAACAUCUGGAGGGCCGAGUUUGCCUGUGCCUUCACUAAGCCAUACUUUAGCUUAGCAUUGCAUGUGAAUAGAAUAAAUGUUUGUUUUUGUUUAUUAUUUAUUCAUUAAAUCUCCAUACCGCACUUCAUUUGAGGAUCACAGGGCAGUUUACAAUAUAAAAACACAAAAAAAUCAUGACGUAGUAACAAACAAAAACAAUAACCCCCGUUCUGAAAAUAAUUUUACAAAAGUGUCGUUUUAGGGGCAGUAAGCCAUACAACGUUGUUACAAUAUGUGUGGUAGGGCAAAUGUUUGACAGGUGCCUCAUACUUUAUCAUGGCAGAAUUUUAUGAUUCCAUGAUUCGGAGUGAGGAGUUCAGGCUGAAAUCCUCAUUCAGCCCUGAGAUUUACUGGAUGGGCUUGGGUCAGUCAUGAUUUCUCAGCCUAGCCUGUCUCACAAGGUAAUAAGGGGAGGAAGAGAUAAGAGCUACAUAGUUACCAUGGUCUUAUUGGAGGAAGCAUGGGAUACAAAUGUAACGAAUUAUUAGAUUCACUGUAUUGAUUUUCUGUUUAACAGUAGACUUCACAAACUCUUCCUCUCCCUUAGGAAGCCCUGAAGAAGCUGCACGACUGCUUGGCAGCAAGAAUGUCCGUGUGAAUUGUUUGGAUGAGGUAAAAGACUUGACUCAAAAUAUGUGUCUAGAUUGGGUAGAGUCAAAUUAAAGAAACAUUGGGAAUUCAAAGGCUGGCAGAUUUCUAUAAGCAAAAUAAUACUUAUCAAGGAAACCUGUUUAACAUACUGCAAUCAGAAAGUAUCCCUUGAGUAUACUGGAAAAUGAUUACGUUCAAGCAAGUAUUCAGUAUUCCCUGCUAAAAAUGAACUAGUUUAACAUGCCUGAACAGAGGUAUAAUAUGCAGAUUUUUUUGGACCUGAAAUAUCCUCUUUAAUUUUUCAAAGUAAGCUAAUGCUUUUUUAAAAAAUAAGAAAUCCUCUAUUUCUGAUAGAAAAGUGACCUGAACUUUUGUUAAUGUCAGAUUUAUUUAUCAUCUUCUGAGAUUACAUUUCUGAAACCUCAACUUUCCCAAGGCCUUAUGAUGGAUUGAGGAGUGAAAGCAACAUAUUACAUAACUGAAUAUUUCACAAACAUAGUGGGCUGUAAUAAAAAUGUAGUUGCAAUUGGCUGUUUCUGUUAGACUUUUUUUUGCAGGCGGGAGUGGGUCAGAGGUGAGUCUAUCAAAAGUGUUACUGUGGGGAAAAGCGUACAGCAUAUUUUUGGAUCAACUUCCUCAUGGGAAUAUGUACCAUAACACAUUUUGUUCUUUUGCAACUAACUUCUCGCAAACUGGCCAGAAUCCAGUGCAGAGUCAAUGGGUUAAGUCUGCCUCAUAUCAUGCUGGAUUUUGACUGUAGGUUUUUGAUUUUAUUUGAUUUUUUAGUGAAAUAGUUCAUCUUGGCAGGAGCUGUUCAGCUGUAGAAUUGUCCUAGGAAAGUGUUUCCCAUAUCAUCCAGAAAACCUGCUUCAUCACUACUUAAUGCAGUACAGUGGUACCUUGCGUUACAUACGCUUCAGGUUACAGACUCCGCUAACCCAGAAAUAGUACCUCAGGUUAAGAACUUUGCUUCAAGAUGAGAACAGCAAUCGCGUGGCGGUGGUGCAGCGGCAGUGGGAGGCCCCAUUAGCUAAAGUGGUGCUUCAGGUUAAGAACAGUUUCAGGUUAAGAACGGACCUCUGGAACGAAUUAAGUACAUAACCAGAGGUACCACUGUGCCUGGAAAAAAAGUAUUCAGUUUCAUAACCAGACAAGUUCCACAGUGAGCCCCUUGUGGAAUAUCCUUUCUCUAGUAUAGAGGGAAAUACUCUGCAAAGCUGCUGGUCUGUUUAAUAUGCAGUGGGAAAUGUUGCCCUGUUGGGAGGGGGCGCAGUGUAUCUAAUGUACUGGAAGUAGAAGAAGAAGAAGAAGAGUUUGGAUUUGAUAUCCCGCUUUAUCACUACCCGAAGGAGUCUCAAAGCGGCUAACAUUCUCCUUUCCCUUCCUCCCCCACAACAAACACUCUGUGAGGUGAGUGGGGCUGAGAGACUUCAAAGAAGUGUGACUAGCCCAAGGUCACCCAGCAGCUGCAUGUGAAGGAGUGGAGACGCGAACCCGGUUCCCCAGAUUACAAAUCUACCGCUCUUAACCACUACACCAAACUGGCUCUCAAUUGCUGGGGCAAUUGCUGCAUUUGAUCACUGUAACUUUGUCAUGGGAUGAGGCAUGUGGAUCCAUUCUGGAUUCAAAAUUGAAUGUCCUUCAGAUGAAUCGUUUUUAUACAGAAAAGGACCAUAGGAAUGUUUCUAAAGACAUAAAUGAGAAAAAUAAGAGCUGCUUUUUAAUGCGUGAGGGAGAGCAUUAUUCAAGAAAGGCCUUUAAAACUUACAUUUUUCUAUUUAUUGCCUUGCCUUAAGAGAAUUUUGGUGAUCUCAUUAUACGCCUUGCCUCUAUUUGCUUGUAUUCAUUCAGUGCUUCAUACUUUCCCUGCACUUCUGUUGUCAUCCCACCCCCACCCCCUAUAUGUUGCUUUGUGAAGGCUUGGCCCCAAAAACAACUAUUAAAUAACUGCAGUGAAUGAAUAGGAGAUGUUGAACAGAUCUGGAUUCAUUUAGUUGUUUCCAUAUAAAUCGGUGGGAUUUCUGACUAUCUUGUCCCACUGUUUUCAAUGGGAUCUUGUAAACCCCAUUUAUCAGGCCCCUUCCUCCAUCAACUACCACUGGACAGCAGCCAUUCCAUCAGGCUCCAGCAGGGGGAGGGAUGGGAAGGAGGCCACUCCCAUCAGCUCUGCUGAGAGACCAUUUGGUUCUCUCUCUGAACUGUUUCCAUUCCUGGUGAUCUUUAUAACUACUACUAUGACUCUUUAAGAACUGUUGCCCAAGUUAGCUUGUUCUCAUCUUCUUUAUCCCCUUUUCCUCUUUUGUGUCAUGUUGUUUUCAUACAACUAUAGAGUUGAAGUGGGACGCUGUGGUCUAAACUACAGAGCCUUGAGCUUGCCGAUCAGAAGGUCGGCGGUUUGAAUACCCACAAUGGGGUGAGCUCCAUUUGUUCGGUCCCAGCUCUUGCCAACCUAGCAGUUCGAAAGCACAUCAAAGUGCAAGUAGAUAAAUAGAUACCGCACAAGUGGGAAGGUAAACGGUGUUUCCGUGCGCUGCUGUGGUUCGCCAGAAGCGACUUAGUCAUGCUGGCCACAUGACCCGGAAGCUGUACGCCGGCUCCCUCGGCCAAUAAAGUGAGAUGAGCGUCGCAACCCCAGAGUCGUCUGCGACUGGACCUAAUGGUCAGGGGUCCCUUUACCCUUUACCCUUACAGGGACGUGGGUAGCGCUGUGGGUUAAACCACAGAGUCUAGGGCUUGCUGAUCAGAAGGUCGGUGGUUCGAAUCCCCUCAACGGGGUGAGCUCCCGUUGCUCGGUCCCUGCUCCUGCCAACCUAGCAGUUCAAAAGCACAUCAAAGUGCAAGUAGAUGAAUAGGUACCGCUCCGGCGGGAAGGUGAACAGUGUUUCCGUGCGCUGUUCUCAUUCGCCAGAAGCGGCUUAGUCAUGCUGGCCACAUGACUCGGAAGCUGUACGCCAGCUCCCUCGGCCAAUAAAGCGAGAUGAGCGCCGCAACCCCAGAGUCGGCCACGACUGGACCUAAUGGUCAGGGGUCCCUUUACCUUCAUUGAGUUGAAAGGGACCCCCAAGGGUCAUCUAGUCCAAUCCCCUGCAAUGCAGGAAUCUCAACUAAAGCAUCCGUGACAAAUAGCCAUCCAACCUCUGCUUUAAAACCUCCGAGGAAGGAGCGUCCACAACUCAGGGAGCCUGUUCCACUGUCAAACAUCUCUUACGGUCAGAAAGUUUUUUUCCUGAUGUUUACUUGGAAUCCCCUUUCUUAUAACUUAAAGUCCUUGCUUCGAAUUCUACCCUCUGUAGCAGGAUAAAACAAGCUUGUUCCCUCUUCCAUGUGACUUUUGAUUGCAAGUCUGACGGCAGGGACGGUUUUAUUCCUAUUCAUCUGAAUCCAUCUCACUAUAUUUACAUAACAUGAUAAGGCACUCACUUUGUGGUUUCUUCAUAUUGGUUGUCCACAUGUUGUUUGUAUAGCAUCAUGUUCCGUCUUCCAGUUACUUGGCUUUUUCCUCCACUUCUGAGAUUAUUUUUCAAAUGUCUUCCAGAAGUGCUGUAUAAUGUGUGAGUUGGCUCUCCUAUAUAGCUCUGAGGCCAGGUGGUUAUCUUUUUUUUUUAAUCCUCAUUAUCAAUUCGUAGGGAGCAGAUUAAGGCAGGGAAAAGGGCACCACUCUAGAGUUGGCUUCCUGUACAGGUGGUCUAUACAAAUACCUCAUUGAUCCUUAAUGCACAAAAUUUCAUCCCACUGCUUGGAAUAUAUCUUCAGCAUGCGGAAGACUCACGUGUAUAAUUUGAACAAGUCUCCCUGCAUUUAAGCAUUUUAAUCUCUUUAGAAAAGAACACAAAGCAAAGGGAGCUGCUGGAAAUGAGAAACAAUGGAAGCAGAGGUCCUAAAUGCCAUUGUUCAUUUCUGGCUUAACAAAUGUAUGAUUCAUAACAGAGAGUGUGUGUGAACUGCUGCUUAAAAUGACAGGUUUUUCACCAGUGCCUGCAGCUAAAGAAACUACCCAAAACUGGUAAUGAUCCAUCUCUCCCACAUGGCUUCCCAAAUAUAAAACUUGCCUAUUAUAUAAAUUGCCAUACUGCAAACUCAAAUAUAAAGAGGUCCUUUGCAGGUCUCCCUGCUUGCAGCUGUUACUCUCCUCAGAGAAUUGUGUGGUUUCCCACCAAAUUAGACAUGUUGUUAAUUGUGUGAAAGCAACUGAUGUGCACAUUUUUGGAAAAAAAACAAAUCUUACUAAUACUUUUAUUAAUACUUCAGAUUAUUAUUAGAAUAGUUGCCUAGGAAUUAAAAGCUUAAACACUUCAGUGUUCAUUCUACUCCCCCCCCUUUUUAAAAAUCUAAAUAAAUAUUUAUUAUUGAUGCUUUGCAACUUAAUUGCUCCUAUCUCCAGUACAAGUAAGGGGGCUCUAUUAUUCGCUGAUACACCAAGUCAUACUAGCUACUCCAAAAGCAAAACUGAAAAGCUUUUCAUUAAUAUAGUCAUUAGUAUAAUCUUCAUAAGUAUUGAUGGGUGUGCGGGGUGGGGAAGAACUGCAGUUGCCCACAUAGAAAGGCAUGCAAUGGUAGCUGAAGUUUCCUUCUCAUUAGUAGCUUACACUGAAGCUGAAUGUGUACAAAGGUACCCUCUGCUAAAUUGGAGACGUAGUUGGUUUUCUAAAAGCUGGAUUUUGUUGAAAGAAUAUAUAGUUAAAGAGUAUUCAAAUGCAGCAAAGUGAACAUCAAAAAGGCUAUACCAUGGGUAGGCAAACUAAGGCCUGGGGGCCGGAUCCGGCCCAAUCGCCUUCUAAAUCCAGCCCACAGAUGGUCCAGGAAUCAGCGUGUUUUUACAUGAGUAGAAUGUGUCCUUUGAUUUAAAAUGCAUCUCUGGGUUAUUUGUGGAGCAUAGGAAUUUGUUUCCCCCCCCCUUCAAAAUAUAGUCCGGCCCCCCACAAAGUCUGAGGGACAGUGAACCGGCCCCCUGCCAAAAAAGUUUUCUGACCCCUGGGCUAUACUGUAUUUGGAGUGCUAUCUUUUCAUUUUAGAAGCGUAGCUUGCUUGUGUUUAAAUUCUACUGGAGAAGAACGAACAGAUAUAUUUGAAGGUCCUCUAUUUAUUUUUUCUUUCCAUAGCAUGGCAUGACUCCUCUGAUGCAUGCGGCAUACAAAGGGAAAGUUGAGGUGUGCAAACUGUUGUUGCGGCAUGGGGCUGAUGUUAACUGCAACGAACAUGAACACGGAUAUACGGCUCUGAUGUUUGCUGGGCUCUCAGGUAUCUAUGAGGUUUCCCCCGUUGUUAAUUACAUCUGCUUCUUGGUGCAGAUAAAGGAAUCCUUCGUGUCUUUGUGUAGGCAGAUUUUUUAUCUUUUGUUAAAGGAUGAUGUGUUAGAGGUAAGGUCUACCUCUACUUUAUAGGCAAGAUUGCUAUUCUUUUCUUAACCAAAUACUGUUUUUAUUGUAAGCCACUGAUAGUCUUUUACUGGAAAAUUGGGAUAGAAUUAAUAGCUAAUCAGACAACUCUGAGGACCCAGCUUUGCUCUUGGAUAUCUUUCACCCUCUGGACCUCUCAUGGAGGAGGCACUUAAAGAAGGGCCUCAGAUGAUGAUUGCAGGGUCAGUUCAUAUGGGGAGAGGCGGUCCUUGAGCCAUUUAAGGUGUUACAGGUAUAGCAGAGUACAGUAUUUAUGUUGUGUGUGCAUAUUAAUUGUCAGGGUUUUUCUUUGUUCUUUAAACCAAUAAAAUCAAACAUCAGCCAUCCAGGUGUUGUUCUUGGGCUUAGCUGGAAUAUACCCUUAAAGGGUAACAUCUUUAUUUUAAAAAAUAUGGUUUAGAUUUCAGGGUCUAUUAAAUAUAUGUGUCUCUCUCUAGCAAAAGGUAGAAGCAUGAAUAGCAAACAAUAUUUGUGAAUGCAUAUAUCAGAUUGUGGGAGUAAGAAGGCCUCUCUGAGGGGAAAGAGGUGGUGAAAGCGUUGAAGGAAUAAGAACGUGAAAGGAAAUGCCAAUAGGAAUUAUUAAAAUAACAUGAGGGAAAGGAAGGAAGGAGAUAAGAGAGGAAAGUCGAUAUGGGAGGAAGAAGUGAAUGUGAAAGGACCAUGGAGGAGGAGAGGAAAGAAACUGGUGGUUUUCUCUUGGGGUGCGGAAUACAGUAAAAGAAAUUACAGGAUAUGUGCAAAAAGUAGUUUGAGAGGCAUCAGUACCCACUGAAAUAUAAAAUAAUGUGCUCUUCACCUAGAACCUCUGGGUUAGAAAAUUCUGCCUAAAAUCAGGAGGCUGAGUCAUAAUACUUCCAGAGCACAUAUAUGAACUUAGCUCAUGGAAAGCUAAGCUAUGGAACUCCCUACUGCAAAAAAAUUAGCAAUUUCCAAAGAUGGAUUAGAUGACAGCAGAAAGUGAUGCCACUGGGGAAGGCUAGUGCAGCCAUCAGGCCUUGGUGCAGAAUCUAUUCAUACUGGCAAGACAGAGGGUUGGGUGAAACCUUGAGAAAGCAAAUGGCAUCUUCAUUUCCAGCUACUGGGGAUGAAUAAGGACUGUAGCUCUGUGGAAAAGCACCUUCUUCACUUGCAGAAAGACCCAGGCUCAAUCUGUGGUGUUUCCAGAUAGGGCUGAGAAAGACCUGUGUCUGGAAACUUGGAAGAGCUGCUGCCAGUCAGUGUAGACAGUAUUCAUCUCAGCCAGAUGAAGCACUUGUCUGACUCGGUAUAAAGCAGCUCCCCAUUUUCUAAAUGUUUACUGGCGGCAGCAGUAGCAACAGCCUUAAACUGCAGAUUUACAAGGGACGAAAUGUUUAAUGUCUUGUAGGGGGGCGACUGUCAUGGUAUUGCCAGAGAAUGAAGGGGAGGAGCAGAGACAGGCAGAGGAAGGGGGGCAGGAAGUGGCGAUUGAGGAAAGAGGAGGAAGCCAGGAGGCGGAACGGCUCACAGAUGUUGAACCAGAGCCUCAACACCGCACAGGAAGUUCUGGCACAGACAGUGAAACAAUGCCUAUUCCAUCUGCCAAAGAAAGGAGAGUGUUAAAGAGGAGGGGACAGAGACAUCACAUGAAAAUUCCACGCCUUUUCUGUUGGAGAAGGGGCGGGCAUAAGUCACUCCCAGAAUCUGAGCCGGAGGAUUCGGAUGCAUGAUUGUAAUGUGCUGCUUGUACAUAUGUAAAAUAAAGACUGUAUAUAUGUAUCUCUGACUAGCAGAGGCAUUUUUUGCGAAGAGCAUUCACAAGCCAUUACAGCGACCCACCAAAAAAACCUUGUAUGGCUGAAACUUUUAUACAGACUCAUUAUGAGAAAUCUAAAUGAAAGGUGUUCUCUUCUGUGUUUAGGCAACAAGGAAAUUACGUGGAUGAUGUUGGAGGCUGGAGCAGAUACAGAUGUCGUGAACUCAGUGGGAAGGACAGCAGCACAGAUGGCUGCCUUUGUGGGUAAAUGGAGCGGCCAUUUUGAAUUAUCCUUCAUGAAGUCCAGGGUGGGAAACCUGUGACCUUCCAAUUGUUGCUGGACUUUGACUCCAUCAUCCCUGACUAUUGGCCGUGCUGCCUGGGGCAGAUGAAAGAUACAGCCCAACAACAAGUGGAGUGCUGCAGGUUCCUCACCCCUCCAUUAAGGCUCUGAGAAGAUGGAGAUUGAUUUGACUUAAUGUUUAUUGGCAACGGGGUGUUCAGUACCAGGUUCUUAACUAGGGGAAGACAUUUAAAAAAUAUUCGUUGGGUGAUUGCUGCUUUUCUCAAAUUGCUCUCUAACAUUAGUUGGCAGCAGGAGGGGGGAAUUUUGAAUUCAUAAUUAGGAAAGAAAUCUGCUCUAUUUCAAACUCAACCAUCUGAUUUUUGGUAAAAAUCUGAGUCCAGCUCAAAAAUGGGUUUAGCUCCAUUUGUGGCCAGCCUUCCCUGUCAUUCCCCUUGCUGACUUCCUCCUUUGAGAAGGAAGAUUUUAACUAGCAGCAGGGAGGAGUUUGCUAGACAGGAGUAGCCUCCGUGAGCUGAUAACUGUAUGUAAAUAUAUAUUUAAAUAAAUAAAUGGUGGUGCUCUUUGAGCUGUAUUUCCUUUUAAGGAUAGACUAUGAAGAAGAAGAAAAUAUUUUUGUUUGUUUUUCCUGGCAAAGGGGUUGGAAGGAUUGGUGAGGAGAGACCUUUUACCCAAUUUUUUUUUAAAAGUGUUCUAAAGUCAAGUCUUUUGAUGAUUACAUAAAAAAAAAAACCCAGACACAAAGAGGAUUGUGAGACAAGGAGACUAGUGGAUCCAGUCAAAAGACCUACCACUUUAUUGCAGGAAUCUGCUUACAACUUGGGGAAAAUUACACCCACAUAUCACAUCUACUACAUCUGAACAGUCAGUACUUAGUCAGAGAUUCAGUCACUGUAAUUGCCAGUCUGCAUUGGAAGCUUUGCAAUCAUUGUUUCUAAAAUAAAAAAAAAACCUAUUAAUGAGGCGUAAUCACUAAGCAUUCUACCGCUGGCUGAAAGGUGAGCCCGCGUCAAUCAUGCAAUCUCAUAUGAGCUGCUUUGAAAUGUCAUGUAAUGUCAUAUCUUCCAGAAUAAUUAAAUUUUUGACUGGUUAGCAGCACCAUUUUUAGAUUUAGUUCGUGCAGUCAAAUAAAACAAACCUUUAAAAGUGGGAAUAACUUUAGAACUGUUUCAUAAUGUGUCUUAAAAGCCGCUUUGCCCAUCAGAUCCUAAGUUCUCUGAAAAGGUGAGUUAGUUUAGUUCUGUAAACUUCAUAUUACAUAUACGGUAGGCCUUGAGCCUUGAAAUAUUGCCUCUGUGUGAAGCUAUUUCCAUUUAGUUCCACAGUGGUUUAUUAGUACAGUGAUACCUGGGGUUACAUAUGCUUCAGGUUACAUACGCUUCAGGUUACAGACUCUGCUAACCCAGAAAUAUUGCUUCAGGUUAAGAACUUUGCUUCAGGAUGGGAACAGAAAUUGUGCUCCAGCGGCACGGCGGCGGCAGGAGGCCCCAUUAGCUAAAGUGGUGCUUCAGGUUAAGAACAGUUUCAGGUUAAGAACAGACCUCCAGAACGAAUUAAGUACUUAACCCCUGAGGUACCACUGUAUAGUACUUCCUCUAAAUGGCGAACAACCUCUGUGAUUUGUGCUUCAUGUGUGAAGUAAUUGUUCUUCAUCUUCAUAAAAGAUGCACCGUUCUCUUUUUAGGUCAACAUGACUGUGUCACUGUUAUCAACAACUUCUUUCCUCGAGAAAGGUUGGAUUACUAUACAAAACCACAAGGACUUGACAAAGAACCCAAACUGCCAGUCAAGUUAGCUGGACCUCUGCAUAAGAUCAUUACAACUACCAAUUUGCAUCCUGUUAAGGUAGAGUGUUCAUAUUUUGGCUUAUCCUUUAGGCAUACUUGUCAAAUAACUUACAACCUUGCUGAGGUCGGUCCUCUAAGAAAAAAUAUUUGGUCUAUGGAGUUGGGUGGCAAAAUUUGGCCAGCAGCUAAUUUAUGAUUCUGAGCUUCUUCUUGAUAUUCCAUAGUCCUGGCCUGCUCAUAGGGGCUUUAGUACCUCAUUCUCAAAUGGAGAAAUAUUUAUUGUAAAAUAGUCCCCAACAUGAAACACUCAAAGGUUAGCACACUGAAGAUCAUUGUACUCAAGUAUAUACACCUUAAGACUAGCAUAGUAGUCUUCAACUUUUUGAGAUCCAGGACCUACUUUUAACCCAAACAGACAUUUGGGAGCCCAUUUCUUAAUCAUAUAUUUGUACAAUGGUAAUGUUGCUGCUAUGACCCACCUCAGAUUAGGUCACAACAUAGUAGUGUGUCCCAACACACUAGUUCAAGACCAGUGAUUAAGCAGAAGCAAGACAGCAUCUCAUAAGGACUUGCAUGCAAAAGAAGAGCUGAAAUCUACUUGUGUGACACUCAUCUCUGUUAUCAGUUUCUGUGAAACCCUGUAGUUUCAGAAAGGGCCUGAUGCUUGUAGCUGGAAGCUACAAGUGAGACUUGCAACAAAAAAUAGCUGUGUGAGUUGCUACAGUUCAGUAUUCAAACAACUCCAUUCCAUUCCCUGUCUGUAACAACUGUUGUUACAGUUGGCUUGUUUGGUCCUUGUUGGACUGUUUUGUGGGUUCCUGUGGGUUUUGUGGCUUAGGGUACUGAUCCAAAACUUGGGGGUUCCCCCCAGUCUGCUGAUACUGCCCUCCCGUACAUAGGUGUUUUUGGCUACAUAAGCAAUGCCGCUUAACACCAUGAACCUUGGAAAGGGUUAUGAUGUUCAGUUGCUUGAUCAAAGAUUCAUUCAUUUUGUAUGACUAUCACUUCCUGUAAUAAGUAUUGCAUGCAUUGUGGACACUAAAAUGGGUCAGUCAUAUUCCCAAUGUGAUCCACCUAUGGCCUGGCAAGUUUCUUAGGUAAUAUAGCUUAUUUAAGAAGAUAAAAAAGCAAGAAGUCCUGUUAAUAUGAGCACUUAAAAAUUACCUAUUGAUUCUGUUUUAAAUCAUCUAUCCAGGAAAGAUAACUCUUGUUAAUCUUUUCCUAUAGAUUGUGUUGCUUGUGAAAGAAAACCCUCUCCUAGCAGAAGUUGAAGCAAUGCAGAAAUGCUACAGAGUGCUGGAUCUGAUUUGUGAGAAGUGUAUGAAGCAGAGAGAGAUGAAUGAAGUACUGGCAAUCAAAAUGCACUACAUUAGCUGUAUUUUCCAGAAAUGCAUCCUCUUCCUUAAGGAGCGAGAGGAUAAAUUGGAUGGAUUAAUCAAAAGGUAUGAUCCCCAUCAUGAAUGACAUUUAAUGCAUGCAGAAAAGCAUUUGUGUUCAUUUCUAUCCAAGUAAAGACAGACUGCUUACCUUGAAUGUUAAAAUGAAUGGUUUGCUGCUCAGUUUCCUUCAAAUCCCCAUGCUAUCUACAGCUAGAUGAAUAUUCUCCAUAGUUAUCUACAGGUUAAGCCAUUAGUUUGAGGAAAGGGACAAAAAAAAUGCAUCUUUUGAGAUGCACACACAUCCGCCUUCUGAUAUAUAUAUAUUAAUCCUGCCCAUGAGGAAGGGAUUCUGCUCAUCUCUCCUUCAUCCUCUCUUCUUGAUCCUCCUUCCCUGGGCUCUUCUUCUGUGUCUCUUUUAUGCUAGACCAAGAUUAUUUUUUAAUCUUUGCUGAGGCCUUUUAAUCUGCUAUCGUGUUUAAAGAUCUGAGGAUGCUGCUGAUUCUUUUUAGGCUGUUCUGCUGUAACAGCAAUAAUUCAUUUUUUUAUUAUUGCAGUAGUUCACAAGAUGGACAAGAUAAUUAAGUAAAAGGUGCUAUGACCUGGUUCACAUGGCACAACAAACCAAGCAAGCUUUGGCUAUAGCUUGUGGUUAGUGAGGACACAGUGUAACCAUGAGCUCAGGUCUGGACGAUAUGCUAAGCCAAAGCUUGGUUUAGUUCCAUGCAAUGUUGUGGGAGCGAAAAGGGCUUGAGAAGAGUAAAGUGGCUACAAUUUCCUCUCAAGGUACCCACAUGUCUGUAGGGAAUCUUAGGUGAGAUACCCUGCAGUGGAAGUUGCUCUCAGUACCAGUCAUUACAUGGAAGGAGCUUAAGAUCCAGUUGGUUUAUUGUUGCAGAAGAUAAGGCCUAGUUAAACACUUCUGGGGAUAGACAUAUACAGCAGUAGGCUUUUGCAGCCAUUGAUACAUACAGUCAAAAAGUAUAUCCGUUGCUCCAAAUAAACGAGCAAUUCAAGACAUGAUACUGGAUAAGUAACACCAACAUACUGAGUAAAUGACUGAGACCCUGCUAAGCUGACUUGCAUUAAUCACAGAUAUGGUCGGGGCAUUGGGGAGUUACCAUAGCAGCUGGCUUGGCUGCCUUGCACCUGCGAUUACCUCAUCCAUGGGGUGAUUUACGGUCAUACCCAGUUACUCCAACCAUGUUCCUUUGUUCCCAGUAGCCCAUAGUUUAGCUUACCAUGUUGCAUGAAUCAGGUCUAUGUUUCAGUUGCCCUCAACUUUCGUUGUAGGGCAAGAAUAUCUUUAGCUGCCGAAACGUUAUUGUGAAAUCUCAGAGCUGAAAGAUAUAGAUACAUAUUUUAAGUGUUGCACACAGAAAGUUCGUGCAUUAGCAUCUUUCUCUGUUAUGCUGUGGGCAUGUAGUUCAAAUAUUAAAAUCUUGACCUAUGUGCUGCACCAUAAAUAACAAUAAAACAAUGAACAGGGUGGUGGUACAAUGACCACUGCAACCAACACAAUCGACACCCGUGGUUUGAGCACUGAACCACUGUUAUAUCACAAGUGGACUCUUUAUUACUGCAUUUGCAAUUGUUCAAGAUAAAAUCUAUUUUGGAAAAAGAAGAAAUGAGCACUGAACCGCUGAUAUAUUACAAGCGAGCUCUUUAUUUACUGUGUUUGCUAUUGUUUAAGAUAAAACAUGGGACGCGGGUGGCACUGUGGGUAAAAGCCUUAGCGCCUAGGGCUUGCUGAUCGAAAGGUCGGCGGUUCGAAUCCCCGCGGCGGGGUGCGCUCCCGUUGCUUGGUCCCAGAGCCUGCCAACCUAGCAGUUCGAAAGCACCCCCGGGUGCAAGUAGAUAAAUAGGGACCGCUUACUGGCGGGAAGGUAAACGGCGUUUCCGUGUGCUGCGCUGGCUCGCCAGAUGCGGCUUUGUCACGCUGGCCACGUGACCCGGAAGUGUCUCCGGACAGUGCUGGCCCCUGGCCUCUUGAGUGAGAUGGGUGCACAACCCUAGAGUCUGUCAAGACUGGCCCGUACGGGCAGGGGUACCUUUACCUUUACUUUAAGAUAAAACAUAUUUGGGAAAGAAACUACUUUUGCCAUUUUUAUGUAUGUUUAUUGUUUGUUUACAGAGAGUUGCCUUGGUGAUAUUAUCUUGUGUUGAUUGCACCGUAAGGCAGGCAUGGCAACUACAAAUAAAGCAAACGGUAAUGGCUGCUUCUCUCUAAUUUGGAGAGAACUAGCUCUACGGAAUUUGGGUCCUGUCGCUACGGCGCAGCGGGGACCCCCAAAUAAAUCACAGGCGGGUGAAGCCUGUGAACGUGGGACUCAGCGGGCACCGUUUGCGCCCCCCCAAUUGCUAAAGGAGCUCGGCAACGGGCUCCGGAGCGGAGCGGGGGUGGCGUGGUGCUGUGAGCAAAUUGCUUCUUCCGUGGAGUGAAGCCGCGAAGCUGUUACCAGAGAGCUCUGCCUUUUUUCCUGGGACAAUUGGCACUGAAAACAACUACCCGUGAGUAGGAGUAAAUUGGAUUUAAAGGGGGGAAAAAAGUUAAUUUGGCACGAGCAGGGAAGGUACAAGCAGGAAGUCUACCUCCCCUGAAUUGUAAAUAGAUCAAAGCAAAGAGACUUCAAAGCAGAAACUCGGAAAGUCACUUAAAUGUGCUAAAUUCCAACAUCUUGAAAGUGGUUCCCCCUCCGGAUUGCAGGAGAGGAGGGGGAAAAAGACUGAGCUGAAUUUCCCUGCAGUAAAGAAGGGGAGAGGAAGGAAGAAUUCACAAUUUAAGAUUCAGAACGGACUGCCUUAAGAUAGAGGUCUAUAGUGAAAGCUUAUUUCUGACAGCCAAUUCUGCAAAAGUGAUACAGUGUUUCCGAACCUAUUUUGGCUUAAAAGUAACUGUUUAAAUGUAUUGAGACUGUGGACUUUGAAAGUAAAUUGGGGGAUUUAUAAAGACUAUUUUUGUUUCUAAAAAGUUACAAGUUCUGGCUGUUACUGUGUCCCCCUAGAGGAGAUUGGACAUUGUUACAACAAUAGUUACAAAGAGGAAAAUUCCACUCUAUGUCAAAACAAUUGGUUGACUGUGGGAGCAACCUUGAAUGUCUAUGAGACUGUUAUGGCAGAGGAUAAGAAGGCGGAAUCGCAGGCAAAAAUGACUAGGUCUGGCAGACAUUAUCGGAUAGAUACUGCGUUGCCGCGAAGGGCUCAACAUCUGGAGCAUCCGGAGCAUUAGGGGCCCCACUCCCACAGUCUAAAUCAAAAGUUAUGACGUCAGAAGAAGUUUUGGCACAGCCUCUGGCAAAAAUUAAUGAAUCUUUGGAAAGCCUAAGUAAACAGGUAACUGAGACAAAUAGACAAGUAGCAGAAACAAAUAGGCAAGUAGUUGAGACAAAUAGACAAGUUGUGGAAGCAUCAAAUAAAAUUGAUUUAAAUACUGCAAGUAUUAAUACCUUGGGACAGAAGGUGAAUGCCAACACAGAGACUAUCGAAAAAUUACUACAGGAAUCUGCCUUGAUUCGACAAACUGCCCAGGAAGCAAAAGAUAUUGCAAUUGCUACUCAGGAGAAAAUUCCACCUGUAUAUAAGAAAUUGGAGGACCAUGAUGUGACAUUUUCCAUGUUUGAAUUAAAAGAUAGACAGAGAAAUCUGAGAAUUAGGGCUGUUCCAGAGCGGGAGAAAGAUAAUUUGGCUGAUUUUCUUACAGAGGAAUUUACAGAUUUUUGGCAAUUGGACCCGGGGAAGGAAGAAUUUAAGAUAGUGAAUGCAUUUAGGCUCGGAAGAAGACAAGGCAAGGGCAAGGUGAGAGACUGUUUGAUUACCUUUCGAACAAAAGAAGAGAGAGAUAAAAUUCUGAAUUUGCACUAUCAAAAACUUUGGAAAUUGAUGACUCAAGACUAGUGAUUUUUAAGGACAUCCCAAAGCAUUUGCUGGACUUAAGGUCCAAUUACGGAGACCUAGUGACCUUAUUGAAAAGAAACAGAAUUCUUUUCAGGUGGGAAUUUCCGCAAGGCCUGUCCUUCAAAUAUAAAGGGAGAAAGAUAAAAAUAAAAUCAACUGAGGAAAAAGACAGAUUCUUGAAAGAUCACGAGGAAGAUCUACUGAAAGAAGGGAAUCUGAAGAAGAACCAAAAGGCAUACUAGACAUAUCAAAUUUAUCUUUUGGACUGCACGGUCCAGAAAAAGUGAUACUACCCACAGAACAAGAAGCGGCACUUGGGGCAGUUGGAGGUAAAGUGAAGUAGCCCCCAUCAUGGCUCUGCAACUAUUAAGCUGGAAUUGUAACGGUUUGAAUUCUCCGCGAAAAGGAAAAAGUGUGUUUCAUUUACCGUAUUUUUCGCUCCAUAGAACGCACUUUUUCCCCUCCAAAAAUGAAGGGGAAAUGUGUGUGCGUCCUAUGGAGCGAAUGCAGGCUUUCGCUGAAGCCUGGAGAGCGAAAGGCAUCGGUGCGCACCGACCCCUCUCGCUCUCCAGGCUUCAGGAAGCUAUCCGCAAGCCUUGCAAGCCCGGUGGGAGUUCCCGCGGGCUCACAAGGCUUGCAGGCAGCAGCCUGCAGCCCCGGCGAGUGUCCGCAAGCCUUGCGCGCCCGGCAGGAGGUCCCGCCGGCGCGCGAGGCUUGGGGCAGCAGCCUGUCGCCCGAAGCACGGGAGCCCUCCGGAGGGCUCCCGUGCUUCGAGCGAGUGUCUGCAAGCCUUGCGCGCCCGGCAGGAGGUCCCGCCGAGCGCGCAAGGCUUGGGGCGGCAGCCUGUCGCCCGAGCACGGGAGCCCUCCGGAGGGCUCCCGUGCUUCGGGCGAGUGUCUGCAAGCCUUGCGCGCCCGGCAGGAGUUCCCGCCGGCGCGCAAGGCUUGGGCGGCAGCCUGUCGCCCGAAGCACGGGGAGCCCUCCGGAGGGCUCCCGUGCUCGGGCGAGUGUCUGCAAGCCUUGCGCGCCCGGCAGGAGGUCCCGCCGGCGCGCAAGGCUUGGGGCUGCAGCUUGUCGCCCGAGCACGGGGAGCCCUCCGGAGGGCUCCCGUGCUUGGCGAGUGUCUGCAAGCCUUGCGCGCCCGGCAGGAGGUCCCGCCGGCGCGCAAGGCUUGGGGCUGCAGCCUGUCGCCCAAGCACGGGGAGCCCUCCGGAGGGCUCCCCGUGCUUCGGGCGAGUGUCUGCAAGCCUUGCGCGCCCGGCAGGAGGUCCCGCCGAGCGCGCGAGGCUUGGGGCGGUAGCCUGCAGCCCGAAGCACGCGAGGCUUGGGGCGGCAGCCGCAAGGGGGGGAAUAAUUUUUUUUAUUCAUUUCCCCCCCCCCAAAAAAACGAGGUGCGUCCUAUGGGCCGGUGCGUCCUAUAGAACGAAAAAUACGGUAUUAAAAAAAGAACAAUUGGACUUGAUUUGUCUACAAGAGACACAUAUAACAAGGGCACAUAGGAAGUUAUUGAUUAAUAAAAGAUUAGGACAGGAGUUUGUCUCAUCUGACAAAGUUAAAAAAGAGGAGUUGUGAUUUAUGCAAAGGAGAGACUUUUACCGAAAUUUAUCUUUAAAGAUGAUCAAGGAAGAUUUUUGGCAAUUGAAAUUCAACUACAAGGAGAGAAAUUCUUAAUCGUAGGAAUUUAUGCACCGAACGAGGGAAAUCUGAAUUCUAUAAAAAGUUGCAUGAGACUUUAUUGGAUCAUUUGGACUAUAAUUUGAUUUUGAUGGGGACAUGAAUGGAGUAGUAUCUACAAAUAUGGACAAGGCUCAAAGACAGGUAGUCACCAAGGAUGGUAGACUACCGAAAACAUUUUUGAGAUGACAGACAAUAUGGACUUAGUGGACAUCUGGAGGGUAAAGAACCCCUGGGAAGAGAAGGAACCUUUUUUCUGAAGCCAAGAUGACAUGGACUAGAAUUGACCAAAUAUGGAUAACUAGAGGAAUGGCACCAAAGAUAAAGAAGGUAGAAAUCUGCCCAAAAACUUGUUCCGACCAUAAUGCUGUAAGGAUGGAGAUGAAACAAACAACAACCGGAUCCUUUAGAUGGAGGAUGAAUGACACCUUAUUUAGAGAUGAAGAAGUUUACAAAAAGGCCCAAAAGACUUUGAGAGAUUAUUUUGAAAUAAAUAUGAAUACCAAUGUAGAAAAAGAGUAAUCUGGGACGCAAGCAAAGCUGUGAUGAGGGAUUUUGAUACAACAGAAUGCAAUAAAGAAGAGAAGUCAAAAUGAAAAGAAAGAUAAAAUCUUGGAAAAAAUAAAAGAAGGAGAGAAGAAAUUGAGAGCAAAACCAAAGUCCCAGGAGAUUUUGAGAGAAAUAAAAUUAUAUCAAGUACAAUAUAUGGAAAUGAUGAAUCAGGAAAUAGAAUGGAAAAUCAAACAAAUGAGACAAAAACAUUUGAAUCAGCUAAUAAAUGUGGAAAACUGUUGGCCUGGCAAAUGAAAAAAAGACAAAAAUUAAAUACUAUUAUAAAUUUAGAAGUGGAAGGAAAGAGUAUACAUAAUCCAAAUGAGAUUAGAAAUUGCUUCCAGAAGUACUUUAAACAAUUAUACACACAAGGGCCACAGAAGGAAAUGGACAUAGACCAAUUUUUGAAGACAAAUGGCCUACAAAAAUCUCUCAAGAAAGUAAAUUAAUGCUGAACUAUAAAAUAUCUGAACAGGAAGUAGAAGGUGCCAUACAAAAUAUGCAAUUGGGCAAAUCUCCAGGACCGGAUGGGCUGACUUCCAGAUACUAUAGAUCUUUGAAAGAGUGGUUACUGCAACCUUUGAAGGAAGUCUGCAAUGAAAUAUUGGAGGGGAAAAGGGCACCAGAAUCGUGGAAAGAGGCGUAUAUCACACUUAUACCGAAAACAGAGACUGAAAAGACUCAGCUUAAGAACUAUCGCCCUAUAUCGUUACUUAAUGUGGAUUACAAAAUUUUUGCAGACAUUUUGGCCAAGAGAUUGAAAAAAUAUUGAUGAAAGAGAUUCAUAAAGACCAAGCGGGCUUUCUCCCGGGAAGACACCUGUCUGAUAAUUUGAGGAAUAUAAUUGAUAUUUUGGAAAAAUUAGAAGUGAAUAUAAACACCAAAGCAGUAUUGAUAUUUGUUGACGCGGAGAAAGCUUUUGAUAAUAUCUCUUGGAGUUUUAUGAAGAAGAAUCUGCAUGGGAUGGGGGUAGGCCAAGGUUUUGAAAAUGGUAUAGGUGCAAUAUACUCUGAACAAAAGGCUAAAUUAAUUGUAAAUAAUGUGGUUACGGAAGAAUUUAAGAUAGAAAAGGGACACGACAGGGGUGCCCAAUUUCCCCACUGCUUUUAUAUCGGUCCUGGAGGUUUUGCUAAAUAUGAUUAGAAAGGACCGGUUGGUUAAGGGCAUACAGGUCGGAGCUAAACAGUACAAAUUGAGAGCAUUUGCAGAUGACCUAGUAUUGACGUUACAGGAGCCAGAAUCUAGUACUAAAAGAGUUUUAGAAUUAAUUCAGGAAUUUGGUCAGGUGGCAGGUUUUAAAUUGAACAAGUUAAAAACUAAGGUUUUAGAGAAAAACUUAACACCGAUUGAAAGAGAGAGGUUUCAGAAUGAGACAGGAUUGAAUGUGGUAAAGAAAGUGAAAUACUUGGGGAUUAAUAUGACAGCCAAAAAUGGGAACUUAUUUAAAGAUAAUUACGAAAAAUGUUGGACGGAAGUGAAAAAGGAUUUAGAAAUUUGGUCAAAUUUGAAACUCUCGUUGCUGGGCCGUAUUGCUGUGAUAAAGAUGAAUGUAUUGCCUAGAAUGUUGUUUUUGUUUCAGACAUUACAAAUUGUAGAUAAGAUGGACUGUUUCAAGAAGUGGCAGAGAGAUAUUUCUAGAUUUGUCUGGCAGGGCAAGAAGCCCAGAAUAAAAUUUAAGAUAUUAACUGACGCCAAGGAAAGAGGUGGAUUUGCCCUGCCAGACCUUAAACUUUAUUAUGAAUCAGCAGCUUUUUGCUGGCUGAAAGAAUGGCUACUUCUUGAAAACACAGACAUUUUGGAUUUAGAAGGUUUUAACAAUGUAUUUGGAUGGCAUGCAUAUUUAUGGUAUGAUAAGGUCAAAGCACACAAAGCAUUCAAAAAUCAUAUUGUUAGGAAAGCAUUGUUUAAUGUCUGGAUAAGAUACAAAGACUUAUUGGAAAAUAAAACCCCAAGGUGGCUGUCACCAAUGGAAGCAAAAGCUCUGAAAAGGCUCAAUAUGGAGGCCAAAUGGCCGACAUAUUGGGAAAUUUUGGAGCAAGAAGGAGAUAAAUUGAGACUGCAGAGUUUUGAAAAAUUAAAAAAUAAAGUGAGAGAUUGGCUCCACUACUAUCAGAUAAUGGAGGCAUAUAAUUUGGAUAAGAAAAUAGGCUUCCAAGUGGAAAAGUCAAAAUUAGAAACAGAAUUGUUAGAACCCAAAACUAAAAAUUUGUCAAGAAUGUAUAACUUGCUGUUGAAAUGGAAUACUCAGGAUGAAACGGUGAAAUCUGCUAUGAUUAAAUGGGCACAAGAUGUUGGACAUAAUAUUAUGUUCGCUGACUGGGAACAGUUAUGGACCACAGGUAUGAAGUUUACGGCAUGUAAUGCCUUAAGAGAGAAUAUUAUGAAAAUGAUAUACAGGUGGUACAUGACCCCAGUCAAGCUUGCAAAAAUUUAUCAUUUGCCCGAUAAUAAAUGUUGGAAAUGUAAAGAAACUGAAGGUACAUUCUUUCACCUUUGGUGGACGUGCCCAAAGAUUAAGGCUUUCUGGGAAAUGAUAUAUAAUGAACUGAAAAAGGUAUUUAAAUAUACCUUUCUGAAGAAACCAGAGGCCUUUCUCUUGGGCAUUGUCGGCCAACUGGUGCCAAAGAAGGACAGAACCUUUUUCAUGUAUGCUACAACAGCAGCAAGAAUACUUAUCGCAAAGUAUUGGAAGACACAAGAUCUACCCACUUUGGAAGAAUGGCAGAUGAAGGUGAUUGACUACAUGGAAUUGGCGGAAAUGACUGGCAGAAUCCGAGACCAGGGAGAAGAGUCGGUGAAAGAAGACUGGAAAAAAUUUAAGGACUAUUUACAGAAAUAUUGUAAAAUUAAGGAACUUUAGAAGGAUGUUGGAUAGAAAUUAAGAGGUUUUUAGCUGUAAUGCUUUAAGAGACAUGGAAAAAAAAGGUUAACAAUUGGGUAAAAGAUUAAUGGUAAGGAUUUGCUGAACCAACAAACUGAAUUGGAAUACAAAGAAGGGAGGUAUGAGGAGGUCUGGGGAAAUAAGAGUAAGGAAGAUAGGUUAUGGAACAUUAUUGUGUUUUUAACUGUUUUAUUUUGUAUGUUUUUUCUUACUUUUUACUUUUUUGCUGUAAUUUAUACUUUUUUCUUUGUUUUCUGUAUUUUUGUGAAACUUUAAUAAAUAUCAUUAAAAAAAACAAACAAAUAAAGCAAAGUGAUUGCCCAAUAGGAUUGGCAUGAGUUUUUUUUCAUUCAUCUUUUGCUUUAAUCUUUCCAGCCUAUUAAAAGGCAGAGAUGCAGAUGGUUUCCCAGUAUUUCAAGAGAAGCUCAUCCGAGAAUGCAUUCGAAAAUUUCCUUACUGUGAAGCAACCUUGCUCCAGCAGCUUGUGAGAAGCAUUGCCCCAGUUGAAAUUGUGAGUGUCUCUAGUUUAAUAGCUUCUCUUUCUUUGGCAGAACAUUUGAAAUCCCCAAGAUACAGCUUAAUGGGUACACUUGAUAUUUGCAGUUAUUCUGAAGAACUGUAUUUCAUACAGAAGAUGGAAGAUCUUUUUUAAUGAGUUUCCUUUAUAUUCUGAUAGCGUCUCUGAAUUCCCCAAUCCAGGAGCUAGAGUUCCUUCUUAGCUUUAUAGGAGAGGAGAGGAGGGGGUAUCAUGUGCUGCUGAGAAUAUAGGCAGAAACAUAAUCUUUCCUUUUCCAAAACCCUGACCGGGGUGUGGGGGAAUUUACCUCUUCUGCCACACUGAGCUUCAGAGGAGGCAGAAGCAGCAUAAGAGACAAUGUGCCUUUGUCCACUCUAAAGUCUACUGUAAUAGGAAUCCCCUCUUCCUUCUUCUCUUCUCAAAACACUACACAUGCCAGGAAACUCAGGCAUAAGUGGCAACAAGCCAAACCUUAUGCAUCCCUGAAUUGAUUUUCAUUCCCAAAUAAUCUCAGCGAUGUCACCACCAGUAUACCUUACGCUGGAAGGAUCAACAAAGUUAAAUCUUGGGAGAGUGGAAGAAUAAUUUCUCUGCUUCCCUCCAUAUGCCAGGCUAAGAUCUUGCAUUUAAGAGCAGUGCAACAGUACUAAAGUGUACAUUGAAAAUAUGCAGAUUCCCCCCCCCAUUAGUGUUGUAGCUGCAGGCUUCUCAUUGGCUGGGGGAGGGUGUAUGUUUGCAAUGACUUAACUGUCUAUCUUUUCCCCCAGGGUUCUGAUCCUACAGCUUUCUCUGUACUGACACAAGCAGUUACUGGCCAAGUGGGCUUUGUGGAUGCUGAGUUUUGUACAACAUGUGGGGGGAAAGGUGCAGCCAAAAGAUGUUCCGUAUGCAAAAUGGUAAGAAUCUGCAGGUAAAUACCACUGACUGAGAUUCCAGCAAGAGAUUUCAACUGUUCCUGUAUCUGGAGACUGUUCCUUUAUAGGAGCAGCAUAGAUGUUACAGGUGCUAGAUCUUGGAUCUCCUAAAGUGAAAGUGAGCAAUAGCUGUUCCUGGUUGCACAAGUCAACAGAAACAAACUAUUUGCUGUUGUUAAAAUAAGCCAGCCAUUGCAAGGUUUAGAUUUCCAGUUUUCCAUACAGAAAUGAAUGGGUGCCUUAUAGAACCUGGAUGAUUCAAAUGCAAGCCCAUCCUUUUUGUGCAUUGAGGCAUGGCUUGUUUCAUUCGCAGGUGAUCUACUGUGAUCAAGACUGCCAGAAAAUGCACUGGUUUACACACAAGAAAGUAUGCAAGACAUUAAAGGAAGCCCACGAGAAGCAGGAGUUGGAAGCUGCCAAAGCAAAGAAACAGCAAGAAGCAAAGCAAAAGAGAGGUUGGCACCCAUCAUUGUCAUUGCAACAGCUUUCAUGUUUGUGGCCAGAUUAGAGCAGAGAGGUUUUCAAAGCAAUGCUAGUAAUCAUGCAACACCUGACUACUCAGUGUUUUCUUAAACAACAGGUGGGGGAACAGUGGCAAUCCAGAUGUUGGACUCGCAACACUUAGCAGAUUAUUUUGUUUGUCAAGCAGGUUAUGAAUUUUCUAAACAAAAACAAAGCAUUGGCCAUGCUGGCUUUGGUUAAGGAUAAAUGAGGUUCAUUCCUCUUCCUCCAGAUCUGUUAGGAUUGCACUGUCAGUAAGGAACCCCUAACAACAUCUGUAUAGAAGUACAUCCUACAGAGUUAAGUGGGGAUUUCUCCCCGCUAAAUGGAGUUAGGAUUGCAGCCAUAGAAAUGCACAUCACAUGCACUCCCUAUUCUCAUGGAUUAGCAGCCACCCGCCCCCUAAACUCAAGGUACUGUUUCGGAACAGCUGAGCUUGCCUGUGCUCUGUAACAAGCAGCUGCUUUCUGAAGUUGCCCAUGGAAUCAUAGUUUAGUUAAUUUUGUUCUCUGAGCCAUUUAACUUCUAUUCCUGGUUUGAUUAGUUAUUACAAAAUAGCUUCUAAUACUACCGUUAGUUUCUGGGAUGAAGGAGCUGGUGUUGCUUGUGGGAGUAUUUAUUUAUUUAUUUAUUGCUGCGCAUUGCAAUAUAUGCAUUUCCCAUGUUUCUCCUCUAGAGGCAACACGUGCAGCAGAAUCUGCUUUAACAAGUGAAGAGCAGUCGGCCUCUGAACCAGGAGACAGUAAAGAAGAGGACCUCAAAUGCGUGGGAGAGAGAACUGAGGAGAUGGUUCCUAAGAAGGAGGCACUGUCCCCUCAGGAUGACAAGGCCCUUGAAGGAGAGACUAGUCUAGCAGACAUCACGGUUGAAAAAGCUCAUGAGUCUGAGGAGUAACAAACGCUGGAGAGCCCAAGGCUUUAUGGAGGAUUUCCUCUAGACCGCAACAUCGGGAUAUGCAGGUCAAUGGAAUGCAGUUCUAAUGCUCACUCUUGACAUAUGCUGUGAUCCAGCAUAUGUCAACGUAUUUGUCCUGUGUAACUACAUCACAUCAUCCUAGACUGUGAUGACAAGAGCUGAACCAUCUGAUCAAAACUAAGAGCAUACCCAUCUGCCUUCAUACCUGCACAAAGCGUAGAAGACUUAAAAGGUGUCUGAGAAGAAGGCCAUUUGCUAGCAAAAAUUUUAAAAAUAUCUUAGACUUCAGUGCAAUAAAGCGCUUGGUCAUGAUACUGUUAGAUCAUAAGGGAUGCAACCAUCUAAAAGUUAAGUUUUUCUGGCUACAGAUUUGGAAAGCCAGUACUGCUACCAGUCUGUUUUCAUUAAACAAAAUCCUGCUCAUCUAUGUUAGCUUAACUUCCUUGAACUUUCUCUUUCCACUUAAGUGGCUCAAUUAUUAAGAACACAUCAUAGCAUAAAAAUAUUAGUGUUCCCCAGGGAAAUAGGCUCACAGUGGCAUUUUGCUACACUUUUAUAAGAUACAUCAUGAUUUUGUUUGUAAUUAGCAUCACUAAUCUUUAAGUACUAAUAGGUAGAGCAUGAAAGGUCUGCUCCAGUUGGAUUGGGAGUGUGUGCAAAUGUAAGGAGGGAGGGUUGUUGACCGGGGUCCAGUUAUUCCAAAUACUUGCAAGCUUUAGGGGAGAGUAGUGGAAACACUGAAUCACAUACUGAGGUGUUGCAACCAAGUGUCCAUUUCCUACCAGAGAAGCAGGAUGAAAUUACACAUAAUGAGUUGUGUAAGGGAUUAGAAAUAAUAAUAAUAAUAAUAAUAAUAAUGUAUUAUUUAUACCCCACCCAUCUAACUGGGUUGCCCCAGCCACUCUAGGCAGCUUCCAACAAAAUAUAAAACCGCAGUAAAACAUCAAACAUUAAAACCACCCCUAUACAGAGCUGCUGUAUAUCUGAUCUUCUAAAAGUCAGAUACUUGAUUGUGUCCUUUACAUCUGAUGGAUGUCAAGGAAAUCUUAUGAAUUUGUAUAUUCAUAACUGUCAGUAAAGUUGGCCUAUUCAGUGGCUCUGAUCUUAAGACUAGGGCUCAACUAACUGGCAACAUUUGAACCUGCAAAUGGAAGUGCAUAUGGCUGAAUUCUCUUCCAUACUCCCCUCUAGCUAGAAAACUAGCAAGUCCUAUCUUCGUCUCCACCCACCCACCCAUUACAUGCCACUUUCUUCUUGGAGGAAGGAGCAUUCAGUCUGUCAGCCCAAAUGCACAGCAGCAUGCCUUUGGGCUCAUGAUAGUAUUUGGAGAUAAAGCUGUGCUAUAUUAUCCUCUGAAUUUACAGGGAAAGGAUGAAUAAAGUCUCCCCCAAAAGGCAUUAAGAGACAUCUCUUCUGGUCUGUUAACUAUAUACUUGGUAAAAAUGGCAGAAAGGCUUUUAUUCUCCUAUAUGCAGAUGUUAAUCACCAACAGAACAGUGGUCAGCUUACUGCCCCGUAAGUCAUAAUCAAGCUCCCUAAACAGCUACUCUGUUUCUUAGCUUUACAACCCCCAGAGAUUGUGACCUUAGGAAAUUAAAGCCUCUCCAAACUUGGCAAGUAGGCAUUAAAAAAAAGGGCAUGCUGCCAAGUUUAUUUUUCAUUUUUCAGCGUCUCAACUUAAACCUAUACGCAAAUCAGGAAUAUGGUUUACAGCAAACCAUGGUCAACUGCUCAAUAACCCAACUUCAAACCAUAGGCUUGUUUAACUAACAGAUGAUUUUUAUAGCUUUAAAUACCACCCCUUCAUACUAUGCAUUAAGUGCUAAAAUGGUAACGUAACUGGAUUUUUUUUCCUGCUUGAAAUUAUUUUAAUUGAUGUUUAAAGAGCAACAAUACCAAGAGCAGCAAAAGAAAUGUGUUGGGGUUUUUUAAAAGAGACAACUGUCGGAGAAAAGUCACAUUUAUCGAAACUUAAUUGUCAGUCUCUCUGGCCGUUUUUCUGGAUUGCUGCCGAGGCGUUUCUCUUCGCAGGUGGGCAUCUUCUCCCAGUCAACAGUGGCGAACUCCAUGACAGAUCGCCUCAUGGCCCUCACAAGUACAGCAUGUUCUGGGUUUUCAUACGGAAUCCUUCCAAAGAACCAAACAAAAAGCGGGGGGGGGGGGGGAGAAAGUAAAUGACCAGAUUUUUUCUCUCUUUUGCAACGAGAAAACUAAAGUUUAAAUGUGAAUGGAUUUGACACUAAUCUGGCACCCAAUGCAUAGUAAAUAUUUUUUAUGGUUUCUUUUGUACCACUUAGUCAAGAAGUAAAGCAAAGUCAGGGGAAACAGAAUGGGGGUGGUUUCGCUACAAAUAUUUAUCUGCAGCCCACCCCCACUUCCUAGCUGAGCAACAAGACUCUGCUGCUGUGCCCCACACUUUCCGCACAACUCAGCUGUUUCCCUACUGCUCCUCUGUGUGGGUGGAGGAAUGGCUUACAGGUGGGGCUGAGGUAUGUGUGAGAAUCCAUUCCUCAUGGGCGUGUACUCUCAAAAUGAAUGGACGUGGGGGUCUUACGGGGGUGGGGGAGAUAACCACCCACAUCUGCCUCUUCUCACACACAGAAACAUUUAUGAAUGGAAGGAAUCUUGUGUGGAGCCCCCUGGUGAAUGAGGAGUAGACAUGUAUCUACAGCCCCCCAACCUCUGCUUAGCUGAUGACAAGUGGGGAGGGAAGGGAGAUGAGACUACAGCAAUGCCCCCUUUCCCCUGCUGAUCAGCAAGAGGGGAUGCCACAAUUUGCAUAAAAUUAGAAAGCGGUCUGCAAGCAACCAUUUGUCUGCUUCUGAUCUACAGACAGAAAUAAACAGCAUUUUCUUGGAGAGUGUUGCAUAUUGACCAGAGAAUGUAAAAAAAUAAAUAAAUGCAUUUGAGAUGCACUUAUUCUACAAGGCCUGUUGGGAAAGGGGUGUUUUUAGUACUGACCACAAUUCCCUUUUUCAUUAGCAGAUUAUGUUCACCUCCAUGCACAGUAGGCAGUUACUACACACAUGGGGGCAAUGUGAAUGGAGUGGCUGGCUAACCUGUAUCUGCCAGCAGGGGACAACACUUCAAGCAUCUGAUGAAGUGGGCAUGAUGUAUUAGGGCAAAAUAAAUCUUUUGUUUUU
Messenger RNA from Podarcis lilfordi (Lilford's wall lizard), 28858 nucleotides. The record is from the annotation of a GenBank genome assembly. Lineage: Eukaryota; Metazoa; Chordata; Lepidosauria; Squamata; Lacertidae.